Molecule: messenger RNA, 1457 nt
Organism: Centrocercus urophasianus (Greater sage-grouse)
Lineage: Eukaryota; Metazoa; Chordata; Aves; Galliformes; Phasianidae
Gene: B2M
Product: beta-2-microglobulin
Exons: 4
Coding region: 48-404 (118 amino acids)
Biological process (GO): peptide antigen assembly with MHC class II protein complex; positive regulation of T cell activation; immune response
Cellular component (GO): MHC class I protein complex; MHC class II protein complex
Molecular function (GO): MHC class II protein complex binding
Source: RefSeq, a predicted model, not a curated record
GCGGGGUCAUUCCCCGAGAAGCGCGGAGCGGAGCGGACGGCGGAGCUAUGGGGAAGGCGGCGGUGAUGCUGGUGGCCCUGGUGGCCCUGCUCGGGCUGGCGCAGGCCGAUCUGACGCCCAAGGUACAGGUGUACUCCCGCUUCCCCGCCUCCGCGGGCACCAAGAACGUCCUCAACUGCUUCGCGUCCGGCUUCCACCCGCCCAAGAUCUCCAUCACGCUGAUGAAGGACGGCGUGCCCAUGGAGGGCGCACAGUACUCCGACAUGUCCUUCAACGACGACUGGAGCUUCCAGCGCCUGGUGUACGCCGACUUCACGCCCAGCAGCGACGCCGUCUACACGUGCAAGGUGGAGCACGAGACCCUGAAAGAGCCGCAGGUCUACAAGUGGGAUCCCGAGUUCUGAGCUGUGCCCGGGAUGAGCACGGUCUGAAGAAUUCUGCAUUUCAAGUGGAAAUGAGCUUGAGCUUCUGUCCUUUUUUGCAUCACACUUCUGGGUAGGAUGGCAAAGAGCAAGGAUCUUCAUCAUGAAAUUCCUUUAGGAUGCUCUCCUAGGGUUAGCAGCAGUGCUCUGAAAUCUGUGCUCCUGGAAAAGCAUGGGGGGGGGGGGUGGGAGGAUUGGAGGGAAGGGGAAGGGAAUGGGGAAGGGAAUGGGGAAGGGGGGGUGCUGCCUUGCAGCCUUCAGGCAUGCAGCAGAUGGUUUGCAAAUACGGAGAUGCUGUUGAAGGUAUCCUGACCUGUUGCUUAGGAUGAAGGAAGAUGCAAAGCAAGCUGAUUGGGAUUGGAAUUGUGAAAAUUUAUAAUGCAAAUUCAUGCCUUUGAAACUUGUGCAUAACUGUGCAAAUUCACAACUCUGAAACUUGUGUGUUCCCCAGGAAAGGAACAGAAUUGAUAGCAAUAAAUCAGUAAAGCUUGCUCUCUAACAGCUGUUCUCCAUAAAAAAUUGCUGGAGCUUGUGUUAAAAUACCUUUGACUUGGAGCAGCGUUCUAUCUUGACUUAUCUGAGCACAUAGCUCUCAGUAUCUGCACUGCCACUGGAGCUCUUCACCGGUCUGAAUUGUACACAAAUUUUACCCAAUAAAACCAGAAAAGACAAAAUGAUGAUUUUCAGGGCACAGGGAGCUGCCUGGGGAGGCAUUACCCAACCUGAGCGCUGCUGUGGCUCCUGGGGGGCUGCUGUGGUGACGUCGUGCUGCUGGGUCCAGCCGGACGUGGUGGGUGCAGAUCUCAGCUCUGGGCUGGGCUGAGUUCUCGCAGUGCUUUCAUGGAUGAAGAUUGUGUUGCUCGAGGUUGACGCAGUUCCGGCUUGUUUUGUAGAUUGCUCUGUUGCAUUUGCGCUGCCUAUGCUGAGCAAUGAGAUGUGUGCAAACCUCUGCCUUUCUGCUUUGCUCCACGCUUUACUCAAGGACGCAUCGUUUGCUGACGAGCUCCUCACCUCAGAUUAAAAUACCUGAAAGCA